CAAUAACCCAAUUAAAAUAUGAAACGUGCUCAAACCCUCCAGGUCAUGUUCACAUGAAGUCAAACCCUCCGGCUUCUCUAACAACGUCGUGCCGACUUAAAUAUUCUGACGUGAAACACGUAAUCCUUACUCCUUCGAAUCGGAAAUUUCAAAUAAAACGCCAAAGAAGGAAAGAAAGAACCCAAUCAGAGAAAGACUUGUCAGGACCAGAGCGGAGAGAGAGCCUCGCAGAGAGAAGAAAGAAACAGCUCAAAGCGCUGUCGUUUCUGUUCAUUCGCUCGUUUUGGCGCGAAAUGAAUAAAUUCCUCCAUUCAUUUCCUGCUCUUUAAUUGGGAGAGAGAUGGGAGUACCGGAGAAUUCAAGAGGGCUAAUUCUAGCUGUAGCAUCGAGUGCAUUUAUAGGGGCGAGCUUCAUUUUAAAGAAGAAAGGACUCAAACGAGCUGGUGCUAAUGGUACUCGCGCAGGGGUUGGAGGUUAUACUUACUUGCUAGAGCCGCUAUGGUGGGCAGGAAUGGUGACAAUGAUUGUUGGGGAGAUUGCGAAUUUUGUGGCUUACGUUUAUGCUCCAGCAGUUCUAGUUACCCCACUUGGUGCACUGAGUAUAAUUAUCAGCGCGGUUUUGGCACAUUUUAUGUUGAAAGAACGGCUGCAGAAAAUGGGUGUUGUAGGAUGUGUAUCUUGCGUUGUAGGAUCGGUAGUGAUUGUAAUCCAUGCACCUCAAGAGCAUACACCUAGUUCUGUACAAGAAAUCUGGACUUUGGCAACCCAACCAGCAUUUCUAAUAUAUGUAGUAGCUACACUUUCAAUAGUGUUAGCUCUGAUUUUGUACUUUGAACCGCGCUGUGGGCAGACAAACAUAUUGGUCUACUUGGGAAUAUGUUCUUUGAUGGGUUCAAUAACGGUUGUAAGCAUAAAAGCCAUUGGAAUUGCAAUAAAGUUGACAUUGGGAGGGAUAAAUCAGAUAGCUUAUCCUCAGACUUGGUUUUUUCUUUCAGUUGCAGUGAUCUGUGUCAUCACACAGUUAAAUUACCUGAACAGGGCAUUGGAUACAUUCAAUGCAGCAAUUGUUUCUCCGGUGUAUUAUGUAAUGUUUACAACUCUGACCAUCAUUGCCAGUGCCAUAAUGUUCAAGGAUUGGUCGGGCCAAGAUGUGAGCAGCAUAGCCUCUGAGCUUUGUGGAUUUAUCACUGUUCUUUCAGGAACAAUCAUACUUCAUGCAACAAGAGAACAGGAACCAGCUCCGCCACUAGGAACUGUAACAUGGUAUGUUAGUGGGGAUUCCCUUAAAGGUAUUGAAGAACAUUUAAUCACUGUACAGAGUUCAGAUGAGCAAUGAGCCUUUUUUUUUACUUUUAACUGGGAUUUGAAAAGAUGGUCUCCCACCAAUGGAGCAAGAAAGCAACCAAGGGUGAGAUGUAUUUGCACAGUGAGGAGCUCUUCUUUCACCCGGAGAAUUCUUUCGUAUCAAUACUGAGCUGCUUCUAUGGAUAUCAUUUCUUGACACAUGUGAAAGGUGGCCCUCAAUGGAAAGAGUCAUUCUCACCUGAAAUGCUCAAACUUUUCUGAAACUUUGAACAUGCAUGGCGGCGUGGAAUCAAAACCAGUGCAAGGAAAGUUGUUGGGCCAGGUCCAUGAUCUUACUUUGCCCAUCAUGGAUGGCACUUGUACAUUUUGGUGCGUGUAUUUUCUUCAUGUGAAUUCCUUGUUGAUUUUCUUUGUAAGUGUGUGUAUUUAUGAUUGAUUUAUAGGUAGUAAAAUUUUGAAAUAUUGCCAUUUCUCCACAGAGCUCGACAUACCUUCUAAAGGAAAAAUUGACAGAUCAAGCUAUAAUAGAGUUCCAUAAUCUCUUCGCUGGUA
This is a messenger RNA of Populus nigra (black poplar), 1857 nucleotides long. RefSeq names its product probable magnesium transporter NIPA6. Bases 341 to 1336 code for a protein of 331 amino acids. The transcript has 10 exons. Gene Ontology annotation, biological process: magnesium ion transport. NCBI's taxonomy places the organism in Eukaryota, Viridiplantae, Streptophyta, Magnoliopsida, Malpighiales, Salicaceae. Gene Ontology annotation, cellular component: membrane. The record is from RefSeq and is a predicted model, not a curated record. Gene Ontology annotation, molecular function: magnesium ion transmembrane transporter activity.